AUGUCUGGGGUGAACAUGCGCAACCCAGAGCGCCGAAUUGAGAACAAUCCAUUCGACGUGGACGCAUGGAACCUAUUGCUCCGAGAGCAUCAGUCUCGGCCGAUCGAUCAAGAACGUGAAUUCUACGAGAGUCUCGUGAAUCAGUUUCCAAAUUCUGGAAGAUAUUGGAGAGCGUACAUCGAGCACGAACUCCGAUCGAAAAACUUUGAAAACGCGGAGAAUCUAUUCACAAGAUGUUUGGUCAAUGUGCUGAAUAUCGAUUUGUGGAAAUGCUAUAUAAUUUAUGUAUCGGAGACAAAAGGACAGUUAGAGCAGUAUAGAGAGACAAUGGCAAAAACUUUUGAUUUUGCUCUAGAAAAAAUAGGAAUGGAUGUUCAGGCUCACUCGAUUUAUACAGAUUAUAUAGCUUUUUUAAAGAAAGUCCCUGCAAUUGGUCAAUAUGCUGAAAAUCAGCGAAUCACUGCUGUUCGUAGAAUCUAUCAAAAAGCUCUAGCCACCCCAAUGCAUAAUCUUGACUCCAUUUGGGCGGAUUAUUGUGCCUACGAAAAGAAUAUUAACAUGACUCUCGCUGAGAAAUUGAUAGCUGAACGGGGAAAAGACUAUCAAAAUGCUCGUCGAGUCGAGAAAGAACUACAACAAGUGACACGUGGAUUGAAACGAGCUACAGUUUCAGUACCACCGAAAGGAACUCAAUCUGAGACGAAACAGGUAGAAUUAUGGAAGAAAUUGAUAGCUUGGGAGAAGACGAAUCCGUUGCAAACGGAAGAAUACGGGCAACAUGCUAGACGAGUUGUGUACACUUACGAACAAUCACUGCUCAGUCUUGGAUAUUAUCCGGAUAUUUGGUAUGAAGCGGCGAUGUUCCUUCAGGAAGCAAGUCAGACUCUAGAUGAGAAAGGAGAUGUUAAAUUGGCACAAGCAUUGAAGCAAGAGACUUGCAAUCUCUACGAACGCGCGAUUACUGGUCUGAUGAAAGAAUCAAAACUAAUUUAUUUUGCCUAUGCUGACUUCCAAGAAGAGCAGAAGAAAUUCGAAGCAGUCAAAGAUAUCUACAAUCGAUUACUGGCCAUCGAACAUAUCAAUCCAACUCUCACCUAUGUUCAAUUAAUGAGAUUUAUUCGACGAACUGAGGGACCAAACAAUGCUCGAUUAGUAUUCAAAAGAGCACGAGAAGAUAAACGAACUGGUUAUCAGGUGUUCGUGGCUUCUGCUCUGAUGGAAUAUAAUUGUAUGAAGGAUAAGGAAGUGGCGAUAAAAGUUUUCAAGUUGGGAUUAAAGAAAUACGAAAAUGAACCGGGAUUCGGGUUGGCUUACGCGGAUUUUUUGUCGAAUUUGAAUGAGGAUAACAAUACGAGAGUCGUCUUCGAGAGGAUUUUAACGUCGUCGAAGUUGCCAUCUGACAAGUCAAUACGGAUUUGGGAUCGAUUCCUCGACUUUGAGAGCUGUGUUGGUGACCUCGCAAGUAUUCUAAAAGUAGAAAAACGACGAAAGACUGCAUACGAAGACGCUCAAAAAGAUCUCGGAAUGAACCACUCGAUGCUUGUUAUAGAUCGAUACAAGUUCAUGGAUUUGAUGCCUUGCAGUGGUGAACAACUCAAGUUAAUCGGCUACAAUGCACUGAAAGGAACUGAGAGCACUGCAACCCAAGGCUCCUCAAACUCCGGACCGAAACCACUGCCGACUCGUGGACCACAAGCAGCCAGUGCAAUUAUGGGCGGAGCUGGAGGGCAUGCAGAGAUGGCGAGAUACGGAUUCCCACGACCGGAUAUAACUCAAAUGAUACCAUUCAAACCACGUGUCAAUUGUAAUGCAUCUUUCCAUCCGGUACCUGGAGGAGUGUAUCCACCACCACCAGCAGCAGCUCAUCUGUUGUCUCUCCUCCCACCACCGACUUGUUUCAUUGGACCAUUUGUAAAUGUUGAAGCGUUGUGUAAUUUGUUGAGUCAAGUACAACUUCCGAAUAUGUCAUACUCGAAAUCAGAGGACAAUAUGAUUGGACCGAUGAUGGAGCAAGAUGUGAAGAAGGAUUUGUAUCAGCUGUUAGCCACAACUUCUGAUCCAUCAGCGGUUGUCCGCUCUUCGGCGCUCGCCGAUCUCAAACGAAAACGUGGCGACUCAGACGACGAAGAGGACUACACUCAUAUCGGUGCCACAAUAGGAUCUCUCGGAACACGAGACGCCUAUAAACGGCGGAUGAACAAGAAAAAUGAAUAA
Molecule: messenger RNA, 2214 nt
Organism: Caenorhabditis remanei
Lineage: Eukaryota; Metazoa; Nematoda; Chromadorea; Rhabditida; Rhabditidae
Exons: 6
Coding region: 1-2214 (737 amino acids)
Biological process (GO): mRNA 3'-end processing
Cellular component (GO): nucleus
Molecular function (GO): mRNA binding; protein binding
Source: RefSeq, a predicted model, not a curated record